AUGUUAGCGAUUCCCGGUCAUCCGGAAACCCUUCCAACAUGGUGGAAAGAAGCGAUUAUUUACCAUAUCUAUCCGGCCAGUUUCAAAGAUUCGAACAAUGAUGGCUGGGGUGAUAUGAAUGGUGUAACUUCUAAACUAGAGUACAUCAAAGAUCUCGGCGGUAAUGCCAUCUUACUGUGUCCAAUUUGCGACUCUCCACAGGAUGAUAUGGAUUAUGAUAUAGCGAGUUACAAGAAAGUGUGGCCUACUUACGGUAGCAAUGAGGACUGCUUUAACUUGAUUAACAAGACUCACGAGCUAAAUAUGAAAUUUAUCAUCGAUUUGAUCAUCCACCCUCACCAUUGCUCGAGUGAACAUCCAUGGUUCAAAGAGUCUCGAUCUUCAAAGAAUAAUGCUAAACGUGAUUGGUUUUUUUGGAGGCCACCAAAGGGGUUUGAUAAAGAGGGCGAACCAAUUCCACCGGACGACUCAAAAUCAUUCUUUAGCGGUUCCGCUUGGACUUUUGAUGAGCACACUCAGGAAUUUUACUUGCAUUUAUUUGCUGAGACCCAACCAGAUUUGAAUUGGGAGAAUGAAGAGUGUAGACAGGCUAUUUACGAAGAUGUGAUCAGUUUUUGGCUAGACCAUGGUGUUGAUGGUUUCAGAAUUGAUGCAGGUGGCCUUCACUCCGAGACCCAAGAUCUACCAGAUGUUUCUAACAUAAUCUCUGACUCAAAGUGGCAACCGUGUGUGGUUUAUCAUAGCAACGGACCAAGGAUUCAUGAGCGGCACCCAGAGAUGAAUCAGCUCAUGAACAGACUUAAAGAUGGUAGGGAAAUUGUUAUUGUUGGUGAAAUGGCUUAUUCCACUGAUGAAGACAAGAGAUUAUUAACUAGUACUGGUAGAAACGAUAUGUCACACCAAUUUCAUUUUCAUCAUAUUCACUACGGACUGGAUCCGUCGUUCCGUUACAAUCUGGCUCCGACCGAAUUGAAGUACUGGAAAUUGGCUAUCCAGGAAAGCUUUAAAUUCAUCAAUGGUAAUGACGCUUGGUCCACAAUCCACAUGGAAAACCACAACCAAGCUCGGUCCAUCAGCAGGUUCUGUGAUGACUCUCCAAAGUACCGUGCCAUUAGCGGUAAGCUGCUGCAGUCAAUUCCAGAGACCAUGACGAAAACUCCAAUGCCGUGGUCACACGAAGAACCAAAUGCCGGCUUCUGCGAACCUAGUGUUAGGCCGUGGUUAUCGUUGAACGAAUCAUUCAGAGACGGUAUCGAUGUCGAGAACGAGAUUAAAGAUCCCCAAUCUGUCCUGCAUUUCUGGAGAAAAGCUCUUAAGUUCAGAGCCACUCACAAAGAACUUGCAGUUUAUGGAUACGACUUUGAAUUUGUCGACUUUGACAACAAAAAGCUAUUUAGUUUCACUAAGAAGUAUUGCCACAAGACCUUGUUUGCCGCUUUGAAUUUCAGUUCUGAUGAGAUUUCUUUCGAAAUUCCAAAUGAUAAUUUAACUUACUCACUAGCCUUUGGCAACUAUUCUGAAGAGAAGGUUGACCCAUCCCUCAGAUCUUUGAAGCCUUGGGAAGGGAGGAUUUACAUCCACGAAAACUUUUCUCUCUUGGAUCUUUAG
Torulaspora delbrueckii is the source of this 1608-nucleotide messenger RNA. It is a transcript of the gene IMA2, whose product is annotated as oligo-1,6-glucosidase IMA2. NCBI's taxonomy places the organism in Eukaryota, Fungi, Ascomycota, Saccharomycetes, Saccharomycetales, Saccharomycetaceae. The transcript has a single exon. Gene Ontology annotation, biological process: oligosaccharide catabolic process. Bases 1 to 1608 code for a protein of 535 amino acids. Gene Ontology annotation, molecular function: alpha-amylase activity. The record is from RefSeq and is a predicted model, not a curated record.